UCUCCACCUACCUCAUGUAUUUGAUUUUCAGAUCUUUUUCUUCUCGUUAUUUCUUAGUUAAGCGCGUUGUGAAUGCUUGGAAUUCGAUCGAAAAGGCAAUCGAAGCUUCGAAAAAGUCCAAAUAUUGGAGCUCUGAACUCGCUUUCUCUGCUUUUUCUCUUCAUUUGAGGAACUGAACAGAAGAAAAUGAAGUAUGGGACACUUACUAGAAUCGCAAUCUCACAUUCUCGCUUUUCUUGGUUGGUAAAUGAAGGUUAAAGAACUCAGGAGUUUCUGGGCUACUAGGAGGGUUUUAUUCUCUCUCUUUCUCUCCCUGAUAGGUCAAGGAACAAGGAGCUUUGGGUGUUUUAUAAGUGUUUCAUUUUAAAUAUUUAUGUGGAAUGCUCUGUCUCAUACGUCAUGAGAGCGGUUGGGAGAGUUGCUAACUUUUAAGGAACUGAGACCUUUUGAGCAAUAUGCAUGUCUGACCCUGUGGUUAUUGUUGAUGGUGUGGGAGCACUUUCUUUGUCAGACAGGACAAAAUCUCUUGAUGCCAUUUCCUUCAAUAACAAAGACCACCCAACCGUGUUGACAAAUGGUGAUGUUACUUUUCCUGAAACUAUGGCCCUUAGAGUUGGAGAACUCGUACUGUCCAAUGGGGAAUCUUAUUCUGGGCCCCUUCUUGGCAAUGUACCUGAGGGUUCAGGGAAGUAUGUUUGGUCAGAUCAUUGCAAAUAUGAGGGUGAAUGGAAACGGGGGAUGAGACAUGGAUUUGGCAAACUUCAAUGGCCUUCUGGAGCAGUUUAUGAGGGUGAAUUUUCAGGCGGUUAUAUGCAUGGGACAGGGACUUAUGUUGGGCCUGAUAAUUUGAGAUAUAAGGGACGGUGGAGGUUGAAUCUUAAACAUGGGUUGGGGUAUCAAGUUUAUCCUAAUGGAGAUGUCUUUGAAGGAUCUUGGAUUCAGGGAACCCCAGAAGGGCCUGGUAAGUAUACCUGGGCUAAUGGAAAUGUUUAUUUGGGUGAUAUGAGAGGAGGGAAAAUGUCGAGGAAAGGAACUCUUACUUGGACAAAUGGGGACUCAUAUGAAGGAAGCUGGUUAAAUGGCAUGAUGCAUGGGUUUGGAGUCUAUACAUGGAGUGAUGGCGGAUGCUAUGUGGGAAUUUGGACACGGGGUUUAAAAGAUGGAAAAGGAACAUUUUAUCCGAAAGGCUGCAAGCUUCCAUCUGUACAAGAAGUGUACCUUAAUGCUCUGAGGAAACGAGGACUGCUGCCAGAUUUAAGAAAGCAGAAUCAAGUUUCACACAUUCACCAUGCUUCAGCUGAUAUUCGAAACGUAAAGGUUGGUGGGAACCAUGAGCAGUCUCGCACCAACAAUGUUUCCUUAGAAAGACGCUGGAGUCUGGAGGUAUCUAUUGAAAAAGUUAUUGGACGUGAUUUAUCAAUGGGUUUGUCUGACAGAGAAAAUGAUGAUGACAGGGAAAAUGCUCCAAUCCUUGAGCGGGAAUACAUGCAAGGUGUUUUAAUUAGUGAGCUUGUUUUAAAUAGUAGUUUUUCACCAUCAUCCAAAAGAGAAAAAAGGCGGCAUAAGAAGCUUGCAAAGGAGGUAAAGAGGCCAGGUGAAGCAAUUAUUAAAGGUCACAGGAGUUAUGAUUUAAUGCUCAGUUUGCAGCUUGGAAUCAGAUAUACUGUGGGGAAAAUUACACCUAUUCAAAUGCGAGAAGUACGGACUUCAGAUUUUGGUCCACAAGCAAGCUUUUGGAUGAAUUUUCCUAAAGAAGGGUCCCGAUAUACGCUGCCUCAUCAAUCGGAGGAUUUUAAGUGGAGAGAUUAUUGUCCUAUGGUUUUCAGGAAUUUGAGGGAGUUGUUUAAGAUCGAUACUGCUGACUACAUGAUGUCCAUUUGUGGCAAUGAUGCUUUACGGGAACUUUCCUCUCCAGGGAAAAGUGGUAGUGUUUUUUUCCUGUCGCAGGAUGAUCGUUUCAUGAUUAAGACGCUCAGAAAAUCUGAAGUGAAGGUUCUUCUAGAGAUGCUUCCAGACUAUCACCAUCAUGUGCGAACAUAUGAGAACACACUCAUUACUAAGUUCUUUGGUCUCCACAUGAUCAAGCCGUCCAGUGGCCAAAAGUUUCGCUUUGUGGUAAUGGGAAAUAUGUUCUGCACAGAAUUAAGGAUCCACCGAAGAUUUGAUUUGAAGGGUUCCUCCCUAGGGCGUUCAGCUGACAAGGUUGAAAUUGAUGAGAAUACAACACUCAAAGAUCUGGAUCUGAACUAUUGCUUUUAUUUGGAACCUUCAUGGCGAGAGUCUCUACUAAAGCAGAUUGAAAUUGACAGUAAAUUUCUGGAAACACAGCACAUUAUGGAUUACAGCCUUCUGUUGGGUGUUCAUUAUCGAGCCCCUCAACACCUGCGAUCUCUUAUGUCUUACAAUCGAAGUUUAAGAGCAGAUGGAUUGGGAAUUGUUGCAGAAGAAGAAUCUAUGGAGGAUGAAAUCUCCAAUUACCCACAAGGCCUUGUUCUGGUCCCCCGUGGAGGCGGCGAUAAUAGUAGUGUUGUGGGCCCUCAUAUCAGAGGUAGCCGAUUGAGAGCUGCAUCUGCUACUGGUGAUGAGGAAGUGGAUGUGGAUCUCCUUCUUCCUGGUACAGCAAGACUCCAGAUCCAGCUUGGAGUGAACAUGCCAGCAAGAGCAGAGCAUAUUCCAGGGACAGAGGAAACACAGAUGUUUGACAAGGUAUAUGAUGUUGUAUUGUACCUGGGUAUCAUCGACAUUUUACAGGACUACAACAUAAGUAAGAAGAUCGAGCAUGCAUACAAAUCUAUUCAAUUCGACUCAAUGUCAAUAUCUGCAGUGGACCCUAUAUUCUACUCCAAGCGCUUCCUAGAAUUUAUUCAGCAGGUAUUCCCGCCAAAUGUUGCAGCGAGUUAGAAAGACCCGUUUUGCUAAGACUGCCCUUUCCCUUCCCGCUUUAACAAGAUGGUUCCGACAUCUCAAAAACCAUAAUUUGGAAUUCUUUUACACAAGUUAAAAGUGGAUGGAAGAUCUCUGUUGAUGUAUGUGUUACGUGUGUAAAAGCUACUCUGAACCCGUUAAACAUGUCUCAAAGUUUCUUUCCUGUUUUUGUCCAGUUUUGUUGUGACUUGGUUCCAUGUAGUAUGCAGUUUUAUUCAUGUUCCCUUGUGUCAAACCAUGAGUAGAGUUUGUUCUUUGUUCAUCGUUUUGUAUCACCACCUAUGUAGAUACUCAUGGUUGAUCCCUCGUCUGGAGAAUAGUUGAUAUUUUGCCAUGUAAUCCAAUAACAUAAAACUGUCUACAGUUCUUCCAUUGUUUGCGGGAAGCUGGGUACCAGGUGUAUACUUGAUGCACAGUGCCUCUUGAGAAACACAACCCUGGCAUCGGCUAAGUUCUCCUCUUGUACUCAAAUCAAUAUGUAACUUAAAUUAUGUGGUUUAGAUUCAUUUUGAAUGUGAUGGGAACCACACUCGAAAUGAAUUUAGAUCAUAUUAAUUUUUAUGUACA
Molecule: messenger RNA, 3492 nt
Organism: Camellia sinensis
Lineage: Eukaryota; Viridiplantae; Streptophyta; Magnoliopsida; Ericales; Theaceae
Product: phosphatidylinositol 4-phosphate 5-kinase 9
Biological process (GO): phosphatidylinositol phosphate biosynthetic process
Cellular component (GO): plasma membrane
Molecular function (GO): 1-phosphatidylinositol-4-phosphate 5-kinase activity; ATP binding
Source: RefSeq, a predicted model, not a curated record